GGGAUAUGCUCAUGGCAGCGUCCGGUGAGGGAAUGUCUGUCAACAGAAGAAUUUCAGGCUUAAUGUUUCGCAUCGUUUCGGAACCUGCCGAUGAAUGCAGACAUUUGUGGGGAUUACCGGGACUCUGUGUCGAAAAUAUUAAACCAGCAAAGCCCCACUUGUCACUGCUGCCAUCAUGCCCGGGGAGGAUAAACAACAACAACAGACCCGCCAGAGGAAAAAGAGUAAGAAGUCCCGCUCCAAGGGGAAGAGUCCCAGUGGGAGUCCUAGUACCAGCUUGGGAGGCACCUUAGAUGGACAGGAUGACCUUAUCUUGCCCCCAGUCCUCCAGCCUCCUCCUACAAAGCCUGCGGAAGAGAGGCGGAGAGUGCCUGUCGCCAAAGCCGAGGAGGAGACAUCAAUAGCUAUCUGUCUUCAGGUGGUUUUUCCCUACCUGCUGGCUGGAAUGGGCAUGGUGAUGGCUGGCAUGGUGCUGGACAGUGUACAGCACUGGGAGGUGUUUAAGGUGAUCACAGAAGUUUUCAUCCUGGUUCCAGCUCUGGUUGGACUCAAAGGGAACCUGGAGAUGACCUUGGCUGCUCGCCUCUCCACUGCUGCUAACACAGGCCAGAUGGACGACCCUGAUAAACAAUGGACCAUGGUGUGCAGCAAUCUGGCACUCAUACAGGUUCAGGCUACAGUGGUGGGCUUCCUCGCUGCAGUGGCAGCAAUUUGUUUAGGGGCGAUUUCCAGAGGAGGUGUUGAACUGGACCAGGCAGCCGUCCUGUGUGCCAGCAGCAUCACCACGGCCUUUGUAGCUGCUCUGUCUUUAGGCCUGGUGAUGAUCGGAGUGAUCAUCGGCUCCAGGAAAGUGGGAAUCAACCCUGACAAUGUGGCCACCCCCAUUGCCGCGAGUCUGGGGGAUUUGAUCACCCUGUCCCUGCUGGCUGGGGUCAGCAGCACGCUCUAUGAAUAUAUAGAUAUAUGGUACCUGUCGCCCCUGGUGUGUCUCAUCUUCCUCUGUCUCAUCCCAGUCUGGGUUUUGGUUGCCCGGCAGAGCCCUCAGAUCAGAGAGGUCCUCCGCUCAGGGUGGCAGCCUGUAAUAGUGGCCAUGUCCAUUAGCAGCUUUGGAGGCCUUAUACUGGACAAGACAGUGAGUGAUCCCAACUUCGAGGGCAUGGCUAUCUUUACUCCUGUCAUUAAUGGAGUGGGUGGCAACUUGGUAGCCAUCCAGGCCAGCAGGAUCUCGACCUACCUGCACUUCUGGAGCAUCCCAGGGGUGCUACCCUACAAGAUGAGGCAGCACUGGCCCAAUCCCUGCAUCACCUUCUUCUCCUCAGGGGUCAACUCGAAGUCAGCACGGGUGCUGCUGAUGCUGGUUAUACCCGGUCACCUGGUCUUCCUUUACGCCAUCUCUCUGCUACAGGGAGAGGAGGCUCCUAUCACCAUAGCCUUCACUGUCUGCUACCUGUGUGCUGCUCUGCUACAGGUGGCCAUCCUCCUUUAUGUUGCUGACCUAAUUGUCCGUUUGAUGUGGCGACAGAGUCUGGACCCUGAUAACUUCUCCAUCCCAUACUUAACUGCCCUGGGGGACCUGUUAGGCACCGGCUUCCUGGCUCUCUGUUUCCGCUGCGUGUCACUGGUUCAGAGCCUGGGUCUAUAAUUUUAUUUUUUUUUUCAUAAACCACUGAACUUUCAUUACACCAAUUUUGCUGCAUUAACAAAAAUGCUUUUGAUUGGACAAUAAAGCAUUUUUGGAUCUUUCCCACCGCGCCUGAGCAAUCCGUCUUUGUCACAAAUUCAAACCUUUACACUGAUGGAGGUACAGCAGUGGUGACACCCGCACCCACCUAUUUCCACCCACCCAUCCAUCUGGGUGUAGGUUUUUCUGCUUGGACACAUCCAUUUAAAAUUUAGCAACCAAUCAAAUUCUGUCCUUCAGAUCAUGUACUACAUUAUUUUGAAUUUAUGUUUACAGUCAUUCCUCUUUUUUCUGUUUAAUUUUCCUGCUAAUUGGAGUUUGGUCCGUGUGUGGUUACCCUGUGUAGAAUAUGUAGCAACUUAUCACAGUGGCAAAGCAACAUGACGACUAAUUUAUUUAACUAAUGGCUAGAACAAAUAGACUUAAAGGAGCCCGCGUUUGGGUGUGCUGCACUAUGCAUUAAUAUUGGAGGCUAUAGAGGGUGAUAUAUAUGUCGCACACUAACUGGAAUAUAAAAUACACGGGUAAUGUUUUAUAUUCUCAUGAUAACCGUCCUAUCAUCAUAAUCCACAGAAUGUACUUUACAAGGACUCUAAUAACUAAAAUGGACAUUUUCAUAAGUCUUUCUGCUGAUUCAUAUUUUUUGCGAUACUCAGACAGAUGGAUAGACAGAGGUAACAUUAAAUGUUUGACAUCUAUAAAUGUUUGUGUUCACAAUGCUGAGCACUCUGUUCCUAAACACAGAGGCCUGAAAAUGUGUGCACACCUUUCACCACCUGUGUCACCGUCUCAAUAUUCAGAAAGUAUUCUGAAAUAUUUUAUUGAUACUUGUGAACUUUGUGCUGCCACAUAAUUUAAAAAAAAAAAAAAAAAAGCAAACUGAUGCAGAAGAUUUGUGGAGCUGCUUCGGGAAUUCUCUCACUACUUGAUAUUAACAGUCCCUUUAAUGGAGGGUCAACAAAGCCUUACUAUUCAUUAUGAUGUUUUUCAGAACCAUAAAACCUCAUCAUUACUGCAGUGACUGCAUAUGUACAUGCACAUUUUGUGUGUCUUCAACCAGAAAGUCAGUAACGGUAAGUCUUUGCACAAAUUUGACUUCUAAAUCAUUUUUAAGCUCAGUUUCUGACCAAAUCCAAAACUCUCCUUCAACUCCAGUUCUUGGUCAGUCUGUCUUGAUUUCCUUGAUUUUCUUUGUCUUGUCUUCAAAUCCCAGGAUAGUAGACUUAAGAAAUAUUCCACUCUCGUGGACACGGUUAAGCCCCUCUGGGACAAUUUUGUGUGUAACUGGUGUCACAUUCAGCCUGAAUUCACAGAAUCCCUUUUAAUUCAUGUUACAUUUAAAGUCAUCAUAUUCUUCAUAUUCAAACUUUGCAUAUUUUAAUUCACAGUAAAACACAAAGGAUAUAAAACGUCAAAAAUAUUUGGGUGACUAAAACAGACUGGCCUAGACCCUGUUUUCUUGUCAUCAUACCUGUUGUAAGUCUUUGAGUUUACAUAUCUCAAAAUAACACUGAAAUGUGUUUCUUUUUUUUUUGAGUAUGCCUCAAAACAACCCGUCUUCUGAAUGACUAUUUACAUGAGGUACUGCAGUGUUAAUAGUUCUUUGCUAAAAGCUUUUAUUGUAACACUGUUCAGCACUACAUAGAAAAGAACUAUUCUGUAGACGUGUACUACUUGAAUCCCAGUUUAGUCGUCUGAGAUCAGUGUAUUAUUUGUGAUACUGUGAGAUUUAGACCACAGAUAAGGUUGUGUUGUACCAGCACACAGGUCUGUCUUAGCCAGAGUUGGUGAGGGGCUGGAUGAUACGACUUAAAAUCUGUCAUUAACUAAUCACACAUUCACAUAACAAUAAAUGUGAAUAUUACCAUUUCAUGAAAUUUGUUACUGACAUUAUUGUGACUGACUACAGAAUUUUCUCUGACCCAAAGAGGACCCUCGCAUACUUGCAGACUACUGCACCAAAUGGUGAAAAAAUUGCAAUCACAGGUAAAAACAUGGAAGCAUUACUUGAACAUUUAAUUUAGUAGUUUUAGAAAUAUUUGCACCAAUACACCAAUACCCCAUUCACAAUGCUGCCUUUUAUCUCAGAUAAAUGCUAAGCUAUAGGGUAGACUGUAAAAUGGAACAAGCUAACUAUUCAGCUGUUGCAAAGGCAAGCCUAAGAGCUAAUCGCUGUGAUAUGAACUUUAAAUAGAGCAACACUAUCUAGCUUGCGACUAACAUAACCUAACACCUAAUAGCUAUAGCUCAAACUGUAAAAUAGCACAAGCUAAAUAUUCAGCUGACUGAGGCAAGAUAGCACUUGCUAAUUAAAGCAAAUUAGAGCAAUAAUAACUGUUUAGCUUACCACUAAAAUAAGCAUAGUUACACAGGCAUAGAGACCAGUCUGCAACCAUCUGGCACCCACCAGUACUGAGAGAAAGAUGUAUAUUUCCCAACUGUUUGUGGAUGGUUGUUGGCAGCCCUGUUCACACCGGCCUAGAGAUCAGUCAGUGACCGCCAGUGUGUGUUGUAUGACUAGUUGGUGAGUAAUUUCUGGAGGUUGCUGGUAGUCACUAGCGUGAAAUUGGCUGCAUUGAGGUUUGCUGCUGAUUUGGUCACUAGCAGAUUGCAACACUCUCCAGCAGUUUGUAUGGAAGAUGCCGAUUUGUCUGCAAACUAUUCAUCAAGCAGUAAUGAAACUGGGACAUAUGACGCUAUCCGGAAAUAGAGGUUGUUAGGAAGUCGCCAACGGGUCUCCAAGCUUGUGUGAAUAAGGCCUGCUAGCUAUAGCUUAAACACUGUAACCGAACACAACUAACUGCUAAAGUAAUGCCUGCUAGCCUAAUAGCUCAACUUGGCUAACUGCUAAGUUGAGCAGUGGCUUUAAAUUUUGAGUGGUAUUAAGUGUUUUCAUGUAGCUCUUCACAAGAAAGCAAACCUCAAUUUUAUCCCAAUCCCCCCAAAUAUAGUGUAUCAUCCAGCCCUGUUGGAUAUCAUGGAGAGAUGAAAAAAAAAGAACAUGACUGCAAACUUGCACUGUGUUUUAUUAGUAGUCUGAAGUUGCCUUGAAAUCAAAAUUAAUGUCAACUGUGUUGUAACUAAAACCAUCUUAAUGUUAAAAAAAAGAACCUGUAUUUAAAUGUUGCCGUGGUCCCUUCUCUUUUGCUUUGUGUUGGUCAAAUCUUGUACUGUACAUCAAUGUUGACACUGCCACAUUAUGACUUUAGGGCCUUUUUAAAAUGCCUUUGUUUUCUAGUUUUGCUGUGUUCACUGUCACCUGAACUUCCAUACCUACAUUGUGUUGUCUUAGGUGUCUGGUUUAUGAAAUCAAAAAUGUUUGGUGAGUGUUAAUGUGUUUUUGUGGCCGUGGACAGUUCUAUUUUAAUAAAAACCGACAGAGUGAUAA
Messenger RNA from Archocentrus centrarchus (flier cichlid), 5069 nucleotides. RefSeq names its product solute carrier family 41 member 3-like. Gene Ontology annotation, biological process: monoatomic cation transport. Lineage: Eukaryota; Metazoa; Chordata; Actinopteri; Cichliformes; Cichlidae. The coding region runs from base 176 to 1642 and encodes 488 amino acids. Gene Ontology annotation, cellular component: plasma membrane. The record is from RefSeq and is a predicted model, not a curated record. Gene Ontology annotation, molecular function: monoatomic cation transmembrane transporter activity. The transcript is spliced from 11 exons.